CUACAACUAUAAUAGUUUGACAAUUACAAUUAAUACAGUUGGUAUAUAUUAAAUCGAGUAAAUUAACUGUGGUUAAUCAUAUAUAGUUAAUAGUUUUACAAUAAAUUAAAAUAAUUAUAAUAUUUAAAAGAUAGAGCAAAAAGUUAUCAAUACUAUAACAUUAUUUGAUAAUAUUGACAGAAACAUAAAAGAGAGAAAGAAAAUUGUUCUAUGAUAGAAAUAAGCAUACAUUUUCAAUGUGAGUUAGGGAGUGGAUAACUUAACUGGUUGUAAACUAUUUAAUACAGAAGUUAACAAUAGAAUUAAAUAAGUUGAUCAAUAUUUUAAAGUCUUCAAAGAACUUGUUUAUAGUGGUCACAGAGGUAUCUCAAAUCAUAAUAUUAUUGUUGUUUUAUAUCGAGCCAUGCUCACUGGAAUUCCAGAUACUAUAUUUUGGCUGACCAAAUUGGAUCAAAUUGUAAAAAACAACCCUUCAAUUUGUCCAAAAAAUUGUGGUCGAAAAUUUGGAGGACAAAAUCGAAAAGACUUUAUGUUAAAAAAGAAUGAUGGGUACGCUAAUGAAAAUCCUGUGUAUUGCCCAAAAAACUGCGGACGGUGUUACAAGGGUAUGUGGCGUAAAUACAACUUGCAGAAGCACUUGAAAUAUGAGUGUGGAGUAGCACCACAAUUCAAAUGCCUAGCCUGCCCAAAAAGCUUCUCAUUGAAAGCAAAUUUGAAAAUGCAUAUGCUAGUUGUUCAUAAAAUAAUUUUAGGUUCUAAUCACAAUACUAUGUCAUAAUAUUUUUUGACCAUUAUAUAUUUGACUUUAA
This is a messenger RNA of Myzus persicae (green peach aphid), 809 nucleotides long. RefSeq names its product zinc finger protein 771-like. Lineage: Eukaryota; Metazoa; Arthropoda; Insecta; Hemiptera; Aphididae. The record is from RefSeq and is a predicted model, not a curated record. The transcript is spliced from 3 exons. The coding region runs from base 404 to 778 and encodes 124 amino acids.